AUGAAGGUAGAGAGGAAGACCUCCUCUACAGGCGACAGUUUUACUGACAUUCCUCCACUACUGACGCUCUUUGGCCUCCUCCUCCUUCUCUUCACAGCUCACUGCCUCUUUACCAUUUUUCCAGGUGAGGUGUCAGGGGUCAAUGUGACCAGCCAAACGCAGUUGGUGAGGGGCACGGUGGGGAAAGAGGCCCUGUUGUCAGUCAGCUACUCCAGCAGCAGCUCCGACAAGCCUGUAAUUAAGUGGCAGCUCAAGAGGGACAAAGAGAAACCUAUCACUGUUGUGCAGUCCAUAGGAACCGACAUCAUAGGGAACCUGAGGCCAGAGUAUCGCAACCGGAUCUUGGUGUUUGAGAAUGGCUCGCUGCUGCUUCACAACCUGCGGCUGUCAGACGAAGGGUCAUACGAAGUGGAGAUCUCCAUCACAGAUGACACCUUCACUGGAGAGCACUAUAUUGAGCUCACUGUGGAUGUUCCUGUGUCCAAACCUUACAUCCAGAUGAUGGCUUCAUCUGUCCUGGAAUACAGCGAGUACUUCAACCUGCACUGUUCCCACGAUAAUGGCACAAAGCCCAUCUACAAUUGGCUGAAGGGAGGCACGGUGCUGACCAAUGACUCACGCCUGCAGCUUUCACAUGACCAAAAGGUGCUGACCAUCACGCGUGUUUUGAUGUCAGACGAUGACAUUUACGCCUGCACAGUGGACAACCCCAUCAGCAGCAUGAAGAGCAUGGCUAUCAGGCUCACUGUCUACAGACGGAGCUCGCUAUACAUCAUCCUGUCCACCGGGGGCAUAUUCCUCCUAAUCACCCUGGUGACUGUGUGUGCCUGUUGGAAACCAUCCAAAAAGAAACAUAGACCUGUCCCCCAAAGAGCUCCCAUCUAUCUGGAGCAGAGUGAAAAUGGCCACGAUGUUGAUGUUGUCCCCAAACCAUCCACACUUGGCCGAAGGAGUCCCAUGCCACUGUAUGUUCUCAACGAAGAUGAGACCCUUGAGCGUUUGGAAGAGUGUUCUGGCAAUACCUUCAGUCAAUCAGAAAUGAGCAUCCCUGCUACCUAUGCACCAGUCCUACCCCCCUCUUCCAACAGAACUGAGCGGCCCAUCUGGACCGCCCCACGCAGGUACCCACGUAGCCCCUCUCCACUGGCACAACCUCUCACACAACCCCUUCCAGGUCCUCCCCUACGCCCUGUCGGCUCUCCUGCUCACUCUCCUGGUUCAUCUCCACGCAGUUUCAGCCCGAUAAGAAAGAUUCGUCCACCAGUGGGAAUCCCAACUAGCCACUUGCCUGUAGAGGCAGAGUGUGUAGAGCCCAGCGAUCAGACUCACUGUCCACCCCAGCAGUGACGAGCGCAUGUUUCUCAGCAUUCCUGGGAAAUAGGCUUUCAUUCUGUGAU
This is a messenger RNA of Scomber japonicus (chub mackerel), 1397 nucleotides long. It is a transcript of the gene hepacama, whose product is annotated as hepatic and glial cell adhesion molecule a. NCBI's taxonomy places the organism in Eukaryota, Metazoa, Chordata, Actinopteri, Scombriformes, Scombridae. The transcript has 7 exons. The record is from RefSeq and is a predicted model, not a curated record. The coding region runs from base 1 to 1347 and encodes 448 amino acids.